Molecule: messenger RNA, 3135 nt
Organism: Penaeus indicus
Lineage: Eukaryota; Metazoa; Arthropoda; Malacostraca; Decapoda; Penaeidae
Exons: 7
Coding region: 532-2493 (653 amino acids)
Biological process (GO): carbohydrate biosynthetic process
Cellular component (GO): membrane
Molecular function (GO): sulfotransferase activity
Source: RefSeq, a predicted model, not a curated record
GACGUCCUAGCGAAGGGACGCCCGAGAUCGUCCGCUGGCUGCCGAGGGAGGGGGGCCGAGGCAGAACCUGUUUCCUUUUUUUUCUUUUUUCUUUUUUUUUUUUAAGGGGCGGAAGGAGAAAGUGACAGUCUCGGCGAAAGUUGUGCAAAUGGAGGGAAAGUGAAAUGUUAUGUUUUAUGUGACAAUGAGGAUAGAUUGUUUUUUUAUUGUUUAGUUUUGAUAAUUAAAAACAAAAUCGAAAUAAAGAGUGUUAAGUGGUGGUUUGCAGCCGCGAGGGAAAAUGCGUCGUUAGAUUUCAGUGACAAACAACACCAACAGUGAUGCCAGAAUCCAAAGGAACAGUGACUUGAAUCGCAGCAAGACAGCGAGGUCGGCUGAGGUCAGGGAGCACCAGCGAAGUCAAGGGAAAGAGAGAGAGAGAAAAAGAACAAAACAAAACAGGACAAGACAACAGCAAACCCAUCUGCCCAGGAGGAGGAGGACCGUGACUUAAGACAACCCUCUAUCAUCAACCCAGUCACUGUUGUCAAGAUGAAAGCAGGCCGACGAUUGCACUGGCUAAGCGGUAUAAUUGGCAGUGCUAUGGUGAUUUACCUGUAUGCCCUGAGACAGUCGCCAACGCCCGUUCCCUUUCUGCAGAGUUCACCACAGCCACUAGAUACACAGCAAAGGGCCUCUUUACACAGCACUCCGUCACGAGUAAACAUAGACCCAUUUCUCACGUCACAAGCAACCACAGCGUUACGCCCAUCUGCGUCACAGCCCGAUAAGUUAUUUGCACAGGGACUCCGGAGGGAAACCGGCGGCCAUGUUGGUUUAGUUCCAUCUGGCGCGAGUCUUACAGCUGGUGUGAGUGAAGGUGGAGGAGGAGUUGGCAAAAGAGGAGUAGGAGGAAAAGGUGAAGGAAGAACAGAAAGUGAAAAAGGAGGCAGUGGAGAGAGUGACAAAGUAGGAGGGGAUGGCAAAAAGGGGAAAGGAGGUCAGGAAAUAGGACUAACCAGAGAGGCAACGAGAGAAAUAGAUUGGAAUGAUGGGGAAGAAAAGCCGAAAAAAGACGAAAAAGGAAGCCAACAAGAAGAACGAAGAGAAGAGAGAAAUGAAAACAAAAUAACUAAUCAAGAAGAAAUAGAAAAAGACCAAAAGAAGGAUAAAGAAAACGUAAAAGAAAACCAGAGAGAAGGAAAAACAACAUCAGCCAAAGAAAACGAGACAAAAACCUCAGUGAAAGAAAACAAGGCAGAAAAUUUAGCAAAAGAAAAUGAGACAAAAACCUCAGCGAAAGAAAACGAGGCAGAAAAUUUAGCAAAUGAAAACGAAACAAAAACCUCAGUGAAAGAAAACGAAGUAGAACAUUUAGCAAUAGAAAACGAGACAAAAACCGUAGUAAAAGACAAACUAGUCAAAGAAAACGAGACUGGAACAUUAUUGAAAGAAAACGAAUCAGGGAUAUUAGUGAAAGAAAACGGGAAAGAAAUGAAGAUGGUAACAGUGUCUUCUGUGGACGGAUUAAACAUCACCGCAACGGGAGUCAAUGGGAUACGUAGACUCAUGACCCAAGAGGAAUAUCUAAAAGUGAAGAAAAUUCACCAAGACAGAAUCUCGUUGGUAAAAGAGCGAUGCGAGAAGUUUACCCCGACCGCCACCAGGGGACUCACGGCGCUGAUCAACAGAGGGAGCCACUACAAGCUGGGCAACAAGCUGUUUCUUCCUCAGGAUGUUAUCAAUUCGAAUUUCCAGAUUGAUGAGAGACACCGCGUGACCUUCUGCUGGCAAUACAAGGUCGGGUCAACAGCCUGGAAUGCAAUGUUCGCCUACCUGCUCAACCAAACCAGUGUAAUCAGGCGGAAAACUUUCUACGACAUGCGCAAGAUCAUGACCGUGAAGACCAUGAAAGAGUUCAAGAAAUCCAUGGACUUCUACAAGUUCCUCAUCGUCCGCGAGCCUCUGGAGAGACUCUUGUCGGCGUACAGGGACCGCAUCGAAGACACUUCUCACCGCUCGUGGCAGAGAGACAACUACGUGCCGAAAAUACUCAAGGUUACGAGACCCCAUCUGAAGAGCGCCGACAUCAGAGUCAACGGGACCCUCGUCGUCAUCCCCACCUUCAGGGAGUUCGUGGAGUACCUGCUGGUGACGCCCAUAGGGAACUACGACCCCCACUGGCGCCCUUACUGGAAGCACUGCGCCCCCUGCGUCGUCUCCUUCCAGGCCAUCGGCAGGGCGGAGACGCAGGCGCAGGAUAUCCGCUUCAUCCUGGAGGACUCCGGCCUGGCGAGGGAGAUCGAUAAUACGGUCCUUGAGCAAAACGCGCACCACGGUCGAGGCAGCACGCACGACCUCCUCGUGUCUUACUACUCGACCCUCGACAUCUCCACCCUCGAGAAGCUCUACCGGCGCUACGAGGUCGACUACUUCAUCUUCGGCUACGACAUCCAGCUCCUCCUCGACGAACUCCACCCUCACAGGAAUAUCUCCUUCAAGUCGAGGUUCUGAGAUGUUUUGUCCCAAGUGUGUUCUCAAGGUCUUGUUUUAAACAGACCGGUGGACGUGGCCGCGGGGUCGUUGCGAGGAACCUGGCAGUGAACGAUCAAGGUCUGACAAGGUCUUGCGUGGUCCUCCUUCCAUCUUCUAUCGGCAUAAGCUAAAGCCUGUCAGCAUUUGGUAAGGUCUCGCAAGGUCUGCCAAAGCCUGGCAAGGUCUGCCAUCUAUCAUCGUGGUCUAGCAAGGACUUCUCGUCAUCUGUGAACACCUACUAAGGUCUGUCAAGAUUUGACAAGGUCCAGCAUCGCCUAUCAAUAUGUGUUAAGGUCCGCCAAGGUCUUUCAAAGUCUGGCAAACUGUUUGUUUUACCUUUGGUCGUGUGAUGCCAUGCCAGUGUGAUACUGUGUGUUGCUUCUUGUCGGCCAUAACUCACUGUUGGUCCAGUGGCCACGGAGUUGACUUGCUUAGGAAAGACAAUACCAGAAAGUCGUGAAGAAACCACAUGGAAAUAUCAAGAGUAAUUAAAACGUUCUUGUGAUUAACAUAAAAAGACUUUUCCGAUAAAAAGAAUAAAGUAUGGUGAUAUCCAAGACAUGUGAUGAGCUAUUAAAGAACAAAUAUUUUUACAAUAUACUAUGACUAAAACCUCCAAAA